Molecule: messenger RNA, 237 nt
Organism: Peronospora belbahrii
Lineage: Eukaryota; Oomycota; Peronosporomycetes; Peronosporales; Peronosporaceae
Source: the annotation of a GenBank genome assembly
AUGACUGAGACAAAGCUAUUCACGAAGGAUGAUGUUCCAGCCAAUUGGAAUGGAAAGUUCUGGCACACGUACUUCAAAAUGAUGAAGAUGACGUUCCAGGAUAUGGAUGAUUCCGGCGAGCACUGGGAUGUGGCAUGUGGACGCAUUAAGGCUAAAUGCUUGUCGACAGAUGAGGGAAAGCUGAAGUUGGCUAAGAUGGAGCAUAAACUUCGUAGAACGAUUUUAAUGUCGCUCUAA